AUGAGGGGAUGCCUCACAUGUCGUCUGCGCCAUCUGAAAUGUGAUAAAUCUGGCUCGAAAUGUCUCCGCUGUCAACGCUCUGGCCGCGAAUGUGUGCCGGCUCCCGGCAAAUCUGAAGAGGUCUCUUUCCGGCAUGGCCAAAACCCCUCCCUGCGUGGAAAGGGGCCCCCGAGAUACGGCGAGAGUGAUCUUGCUUUUCCGGAUGACCAGAUUUGGGUUGAAACAUCUUCUGACUUCGACUUCAAGGAUGAAACAGAUCAGACGGCAGCUGAAUACUAUGUGAUACCUGUACCAAGGCAGUUGUCAACUUCAAGGUCGUCAUCUGAACGUUCGACACCUCCAUCUACGAUGGAUUCUUCUUUGACAACUCCAAAUCUCGUCAUUCCUGCUUACGCCGCAGGAUCUCAAUCGGGGUCAAGAUCGAAUUCGGUGAAUUCCCCACGUGCACCUACCACGCCCAUUGGUCAGCCGAGACUAUCAAAUGUCACCGAAGCCUUUCUAUUGCGGCAUUUUCAAAAGUACCUAGCGCCCUGGCUCGACGCAUUCAACCCUGAACGACACUUCUCGACAGAUGUCAUCGAGCGCGCCACUCAAUCCCCAUUACUACUGUAUGCAUGUCUAGCAGUCUCAGCAUGUCACCUGUCCCGAACAACAAACUCCAUCGCCGGCGACGUCGCACACGGAUACCAUGAGCGCUGUAUCACAAUCAUGCUCCCGGUCCUCGACAAGCCCGAGUUCGAAAUAGGAAUCGACAUCCUCCUCUCAUCAACAGUGAUUCUACGAUUUUUCGAAUCAAUCUCAUCCCAUAGUCCCCCAAACGACCAACAACAUCAUCUCCUGGCCGGUUCGGUGUAUAUCAGCUCCCACAUCGACUCCGCUAUCUCCGGCGGACUAGCGUCAGCUUCCUUCUGGGCAUACGUCAUUCAAGAUAUUCAAUUCGCCCUCACCUAUCAGAAAUGCCUUCGCUUAACAUUUGCCCCAUUCGAUGACCGUCUGCGACGAUGGUGGGCCGCUAAACCCGCUCUGAACGACGGAGACUGGACAAACAGGGCCAUUUGGCUCUUGGCCGAGACUAUCGAUUUUUGUUAUAAUAUCUCCGGCCGAAGCCAUGAUGGUAGACUCGGAAGUCCGGGGGAGACGGCCCUCAGACAUCGCAUUCUGGAGUGGGAGCUUGGUCGCCCUGAUACCUUUGUGCCAUUGCAUGUUUCGCCGCCGGAUCCUGGGAACGGGAAGCCUUUCCCUGUAGCUUGGUAUACGAGCUUGUGGCAUGCUACUGCGAUUCAACACAUCUGUCUCACUAAAUCGCUGAUGCUCAUUCGCGAACUCGAGUUUUAUGAUCGGAGCAUGUUGAAUUUAGAACAGCCUGUCAAAUUAAGGAAUGAUCUUGCCGAAACACUUAAUUAUAUGUUCGGAAUCGCCAUAUCUGCCGACGACGAUCCUUCGCUGCGUAUCACGGCUUGCCACGCUCUUUUUGCUUGCGGCUUAUGGGUGGAAGACCAUGUUGUACAGGGUUUGCUGAUUGAUCUCCUUCGCCGAACGGAAAGGGAAAACGGCUGGCCGUGGGGAUUUGUGCGCAACCAAGUUGUGCAAGCGUGGAGGCCGAUGUAG
Molecule: messenger RNA, 1608 nt
Organism: Penicillium verrucosum
Lineage: Eukaryota; Fungi; Ascomycota; Eurotiomycetes; Eurotiales; Aspergillaceae
Product: Zn(II)2Cys6 transcription factor
Exons: 9
Coding region: 1-1608 (535 amino acids)
Biological process (GO): positive regulation of transcription by RNA polymerase II
Cellular component (GO): nucleus
Molecular function (GO): transcription cis-regulatory region binding; zinc ion binding; DNA-binding transcription factor activity, RNA polymerase II-specific
Source: RefSeq, a predicted model, not a curated record